UGUUUUUACGAACCCCGAUAACCCUAGUUCCUCUUUUGAGAAGCAGUUAGCAGAGUCCUCGUCCCCCAUUGAGAAACAGUUCACAGAGAGCCCUCUCUACGCCCUCUCUCACACUGCUCACACGGAUAUUUACUAAGAGCUCGAAAAAUCUAUUGUUGGGGGAAUCAUCAGUAGGUCGAGCUCCAUUGUUCCUGGGCUUUUUCGAGUCACCGACCUCCCACCCUCCACCCUCCAUUAAUAGAGUUAUGAUGGAGGUGAAUGGAUUGCAUUCUAGUGAAAUUGAGCAAAACAAUUGCUUUUCAGUAGGUGAAGGUCUUCGUAUCCACAACAGUCUAACAGGCAAUAAAGAUCUCUUUGUUACUAGGGAUGGAUCGAAGUUAGUGACAUGGUAUAUUUGUGGCCCAACUGUCUAUGAUUCAUCACACUUAGGGCAUGCUAGAACUUAUGUUACUUUUGACAUCAUUCGCCGAAUUCUCGAGAGGUACUUUGACUAUGGUGUGAUCUAUGUAAUGAAUGUGACCGAUGUUGAUGACAAAAUUAUAAACAAGGCUCGUCGGAAUUAUUUGUUGGAGAAGUAUGUUUCUCAAACAUAUGAAGUACAGAAGGUCAUUAGUGACUUGAGGGAUGCAUUCCAGGAGGAGAAAUCAUCACAAGACCAAAAGGUCCAAGGGUCACUCAAGGCGUAUGAGGAGGCACCUUCUUCUCGAAGAAAAGAUGAGUUAUUGAAAAAAAUUAAGGAGGAGCAAAGCAAGCAUCAGAAGAUUUGUGAUUUAGAGGUUUUGUAUAAGGGGAGGGAAGCACAGGCUUGUUCUCUCACCAAUAAAGCAGGAGGUGAGUUACUGUUAUCUGAUGGCAUAAGUGAUGUUCUUGCGUCUUAUUUGGACAGAAAGGAAGGUGCAUCCGUGACUGACCUGGCUAUUUAUCGAGCACAUGCCGCUAAAUAUGAGGAGGAAUUUUGGGAAGAUAUGCAGAGUCUUGAUGUCGAGCCACCAAUGUUCCUAACUCGUGUGACAGAGUACAUGGAUGUCAUCAAAGACUAUGUACAACGGAUAGUGGAUCGUGGGUUUGCCUAUGAAGCCAAUGGAAGCAUUUAUUUUGACACCAAGGCCUUUCAGGAAGCAGGGCAUAAAUAUGGCAAACUUAACCCUUCGGCAGUUGGCAGCCAAGAACUAGCAUCUGAAAGUGAAUCAAAUUUUGAUAGUGGAGAGAAAAAAAAUAGCUGUGACUUCGCCCUUUGGAAGGCAAGCAAGGAUGGUGAACCGUUUUGGGAGUCGCCCUGGGGAAAGGGUCGUCCUGGAUGGCAUAUUGAGUGUUCAGCCAUGGCCAGUAAUGUGAUUGGGAACUACAUGGACAUACAUUCUGGUGGAGUUGAUUUGCAGUUUCCUCAUCAUGAUAAUGAAUUGGCACAAGCUGAGGCAUACUAUGGCUGCUUCCAGUGGGUAAAUUAUUUCAUGCAUUCUGGGCAUCUGGCAAUAGAUGGCCUCAAGAUGUCAAAGUCUCUGAAGAACUUCAUCACAAUUCGUGAGGUAUUACGAAAAUAUUCUGCUCGGAGCAUCAGGUUUCUCUUUGUCAAUCACCCAUGGGAUAAGCCGAUGAACUUUCAUGAAUCUGUCAUGAGUGCAGCAAUCUCUAUGGAGAAAAAGUUUGACAAUUUUUUCAUGAGUGUGAAAGAUGUUAUACGUAAGAUGGAUGCAGACGGGAGAAAUUAUAUAAUGCGUAUGAAACAUUGUCAAAAAUGGGCUAAAGAAGAGAAAGAACUUCUUUGUGCCUUGGUGAAUGCAAAAAAUCAGGUUGGAAAAUGCCUCAGGGAUAAUUUUGAUACUCCAGGUGCGCUGCAGGCUCUACUGAGUCUAACUGGAGCUGUGAAAUCACAUAUAGACAAAGUGAGUAAAGAUGAAUUAGUACCUGAGCGAAUCAUGGAAGCGGCGAACUAUGUAACAUUUAUCCUUUCGGUAUUUGGAUUAUCUUCAACUUAUGGGAGUGAAACUACCCUUGGCUCUGAGAGUGUUGAAGCCUUGGUGAAGUUGUUCCUUUACAAAGAUUUCAAGAUGGACUGCGGUGGGAACUUUGUAUAAAGUGAGGUGUAAAUCUCUAAUGACUGGGUGGUUUGCAGUAAAAGUUCAUAAGUGGAAGGGUAUGAGUACUUAGAUUGUGCAGUUAUCCAAUGUAAUUCUUGUAUUUUGUAAAAAAUAUUUUGACAAUUGCUUGUAAAAAAUGUUCUGACAAUUUCUUGUCAAAAAUAUCAAUCAACAUAAAUUUUCUGUCUUACCCUGAAUGAGGGUAUGCUGAGGAAAACCUUCCUCAGGACGAAAAUUGUCAGACUCCUUGGUCCUUAAGGGAGACAAGAAGCCUAAAAAGAGGUCUGUACAGACCAGGCGAAAGGGAAAAUGCAAUAACCAUCCCAAGGCCUUAUUCACCUAAUAAUAUUGAAAUAUCCUUCAACAGAGUACAAACUAUGUUCUGGAAUUUCACCUUGAAUUGGUAUAUGAUUGAAUAAGAUACGAUUGUCAAAUAUCCACAUUUCAAGGACAGUGAACCAUGCAUUGAUGUUUGAGAUGAAUAUGUUUUUGACAUGGCUCCUAGUGGGCUUUAACAUUGGGCAGGACUCUUUCCAUGUAGGAUGGACAUGCUGAUGGGUUGCUAAUGGUAUUCAUGUUCUUAUAUCAUGUUAUUAUAUGAACUCCGAAAUGAUGAGAACAUAAGUGUAUGCGUGUCCAAUUUUUGGACACCCAUGCCCAUAGUCUAGACAUGUAUAUUCAUAGUUUUGAAAGCAAAUACCUAAAUACUGGGUAUAGAUCUGAAGUUUGGAUGUGUUCUAAAUUCGGAACACGAUAUCCAACAUUUGAGCAGACAUGUUCUUGCGGCACACUAAGUGUUACUCUUAGAGGGCAUGUUGACACAUGGGUCUGUCCUAAGGUGUUGACACCUAGAAGUUGGGAUCUCUCAUCGUAGGUGGCCCCCUCUUUGGAAUCUUGCAUGGAGCUUCCAUGUUUCGGGAAAGGGAUCUUGGUUUUUUAGUUUUGGGAGAUCUAUCCCCACUGUGAGGGAAAAUAACGACCAAACUGAUGACUUUUUUUUAUUUUAUUUUAUUGCCAACUAGCAAUGCAACUUCACUUGCAAUAUGGUUGUGUUGCUUGUUAGCUAUAAAUAACGAGAUUCCUACGUGAAAAGAUUACCUAUAGUUCUAGACACUUUAAGAUAGGGAGCAUGAUCCCCAAAAGGUUGGGAGUUAGAUCUCUAAUAUUUGGGGUUCUUGAUUUAUAAUAUGGGAUUAUAUGCAUAUAAUACUAUCUAUAUUUUGAUUAAGGAAGUCACAACUAAUGCUAAGCAUCAAUGUCAAAUCGGACAGCUUAAAGUAAGUCACGGAGUUCAAAAAAAAUUUCUUUGAACUUUGAGCUUGAUCAAUUGCACACUGUCAGCCUUUGAUUUCAAAAUCUAACUGCCAGAAAUGGCUGUGACCUCCUUAUACAUAAGAUAAAUGGUCUUAUUGUGUAUAUUUCCUUCUAAUAAAUGCAUAGUACGGAUGCUGCUCCCAAACAUAAGGAUCUUAUAGCCUUUUGUGAUCCCUUGCUCCCGAUCCUAACAACCAUGUUUGGCAUGCUAAAAAAGUACUAGACAAGUGUCCAAGUGACCUUGAUCCUUAUGCAAGAAAUCAACUAUAUUUUAAUAAACUUAAAAAGCUUGUGCGUGCCUUAAACAAGUAUGGGUGGUCCUGUUAUGUCGUUAAGCAUGUCCAACAAGUCAUGAUGUUUUAAGACAAGGGAUGAUGCAUUCAUAAAUGAUUUAUGGACAAGGGAUUGUAAUAAAACUAGUUAAGCUUGAGGAAAAAUCUGAAUGAGGUCAUGAAGCAAUCUUUUGAGAUGCAUGUCCUGGACAAUAUGACCCAAAUAUGCUUUUGGGAAUUAGAGAAUUGCAGCAUAUCCAUGCACAAAAUUUUUGAGAUACUAGAUAAACAUGCAAAUUGAAGCAACAUUAGCAAGCAUAACAAAAAUAUCUCUCUUUUACUCCAAAACAUCCCACAUUUGACUGAUGCCUUGCCCUUUAGCUCUCACCUUAGAGUGCCUUGGAGAGCCUCCUCGAGACACGACAAUCGGAUGUGUAUCCUUCUUUACAGUGGACUCUGAGGAGAUUCAGAGGAUAGAUAGAGGGAAACAUCGAUGAAAUUUUCUUUGUCAUGCCUUUUCAUAUGAUCGUCUUGCCAGCGAUGUCAGUGAGAUCUUCUGAAGCAUGGCUAAAGGUAAAGGCUUCAGAAGCUCAAAAAUCUCUCCUGUGAUAUUAAGUUAUAACUCUUUGAGAGACCUGAAACCUUGGCUUCUACCUCUCAUGCCUCAAGUUCUUCCUGCUCAGAGGAAUAUAUUCGCAGGUGCUCCAAAGCACCAUCAAAACCCCUAAUCUACCCCCCAAACUAAAAUCCUUAUUUGGCAUGUGAUAGGCCCGGAAGACACCACCAAGAAAAACACUGUCCAUGGUUUUACGCACAUGGACCUCCUUGAUCUCCUUGCUCUGAUGGAAACCAAGCUUGAAUCCUCAAAUCCUUCUUUAGUACAUCAAAUCUGGGGCAGACGACCUUGACAAUGGGAAGCCCACCCACCCAUGGGGGACUUGGGCUUGGGCAGGAUCUCAGUCAUUUGGGACCCAGCAAGGCUUGCUGAUUUUUUUGCCUCUUGCACCUUACACUGUUUUUCUAUUUCUAUUAAACCUUUCAGACAAUUUCAUUGGGAAAUUCACUGGGGUAUACGGACCCAACAGACCGAACCUCAGAGAAGUGUUCUAGGCUGAACGUAACUCUGUUGCUCCCACUACUCCCCUUCCCUGGUGCUUAGGCAGUGAUUUUGUCACUGGGUGGACUUUCUAGAAGAACAGGUAUGAUACAGCCAGUGUGACUAGAUUUUUUGACUUAGUUUUCAGAAAAAACCUUAUUGACAUCGUCCUCAAUGGAGUCUCCUAUACUGAGUCCAAGCUCUCUAUCAGUCCCACCCUUUCCAAGCUUGAUAGAUUCCCUAUUCCCUUGAUUGGGAAGGCAAUGUCCAGGAGUUUCAUUCUAGAAAUUUUACAGAAACGAACAUGAAACCAUACCCCAUCUUCUUAGUCACUGAACCUGUCCUCAGUGGCUAAAGACCAUUCAAACAAGAUGAUGCAACUCGAGGACAAUGAGCUCCAUCAACUUAUUCCCCUGUGGAGGGCCAUUUCUAGAGUGUAAGGGUUGGCUGGUUUAGGCUGUCGAGAAAGCUUUAACGUCUUUAGGUCAAGCAGAAACUAUGGAGUAAACCAUGAUGAUUUCCUAGAAAGAAAAACAAAUAAAUAAAAGAUGGCCUUCUCCAGGAGAUCAGUGUGCCCGACCUGGUAGAAGAACCUAUAGAUCUGCUUCCUGAAGAAUGUGGAGGAGGCUAGAGGCCAAAUUAGAAUUGCAUAAGUCCUUAAGCAAGAGAUCUCUUAUCAAAGAUCUAGUAUAAAAUGGCUUAUGGUAGGUGAUGUGAACAGGACAUUCUUCCAUAUGACAGGAAACUGUGGUAUAUCCAAUGCAAUAUUUAUUUCAAAGAUGGUGAUAGAAUCUUUGGUGAGCCUCCUGAAGUAAUCAGGGUUAUAAGUCAAUAGUUUCAAAGCCUUUUUGCUGUCACAUCCCGUAAGGCCGAGUAUCCAUACUGUGAAAUUCGAGACCUUACCUAGGCACAGCCAGAGUUUUAAUGUCCGUCCAAUGAAUCAGAGAUCUGAAGAGUGGCUGUCCUGUGCCUUGACAAGGCUCCAAACCUGGAUGGGUUUUGGGAGACGGUAGCCCAAAAUGUCCUUGUAUUCUUCUUGGGAUACCAUCAUAUGGUAAAUUCACAGGGGGUUGAAUUCCACAUUCAUAUCCUUGGUUCCUGAACUAGAAGUUGCAGCAGAACUGAGACUUUGACUGAUCAAUCUUGUAAAUAUCUCGUACAAGAUCCUUUCCAAAGUAUAGGAUUCUUGCUUCCACUAGAUGGUGAGCCAUGUCAUUUCUCUAACCAAAGAAGCUUCUUUCUGGAUCUCCAUAUCCUGGAUGCAGCCAUGAUAGCACAUGAAUGCUUCCAUGCUAGAAAACGGUUGAGAGGCCUCUGUGCCCCUGUCCCCUUUCUUGUUUGGUAUUAUAGGAUCUCUUAUGUCGAAUCUAUCUCAAACCCAUACAUUAGGAAUUUUGUUAAGGCUUUCAACACCAGAAGGUGGGCCAGCCUAUUUCACCUACAGUAUGUUGUUGACACCUUCGUAUUUUGUGAUGCCAGCCUCCAUCGUGUUGAUAAAUUUAUGGCUGUUUCUCAGGUUCUUCAAAGUGUCCACAGAUCUUAAGAUAAACCUGGCAAAACCCAUACUCCUAGGUUUUUGUAUCUGGCCCAAUCCCAAAUAAUUUCUGACCAAAUGUUGGGUUGGACUGAGUCAUUAUCUAAUGAGUGCCUAGGCAUCCCCCUAUACUUAGGCAAACAAAGAAAUGCACUAUGGGAUGGUGUGGCCAAAGCGAUUUAGUGAAGAUUAGCGCCAUAGAAAUCCAAUCCUAUUAUCCAAUAUCCUGGUGUUUUAGACGUCUCUUUAGGAUGCUAUUUAUACAUCCCUAGCAGGCAAGAGAACUUGAUGGGAGAUCUCUGGUUAGGACCGGGAGGGGCACAUAAAUUUCACCCAUUAAGUAGGGAUGCUGUUUGCAAACCUGAUUGGUUGGCAUCGGGAAACUUAAAGACUGCAACAAUUCCCUUCUUGGUAAGUAGUGGUGGGGAAUUUUAGACAACUUUUGGGCAGACAACUUAUUGUUGCCCAUGAGUUUUUGAAUUUUAGAUUUAGAACAGAGAAGCUGGGGAAUAUAUCUAACUUGGAUUUGGCAGAAUCCUAUUAUCAUGUGCGGGAAUUUCCCUUCCCUUAUACAAGUUAGUUAGGAUGAGCUUUUCUACAUUUAUUACAUUUUUCUUCAUCAUGAUUAUGGACUGUUUAGGGUUACUUACGAUGAUGAUAAUAGGUGUUCUCAAAGUUAGAUCCUAUGUUCUUGAGGUUUUGAUUUACAGAUCCGGCAUUGCCUUUGCUUUUUGUAAUUAAGGCAGUGUUUUCAAUAAGCUUCUUGGAAGUGCACUUCAUUUGGGUUUGUCUUAAGUGUGGUACAGAGAUCAUAUCUGUCAUUUUUCUAGGCCAUAACUGUUGUUGAGUCUUCGUCCAGGUUUUAAGAUUAUUUUCAUCAUGGUUUGAGAAAAUUAUGUUCAGAAAUUGAGUCUAUAGAAAUAAAAAACUUGGGUUCAAUGGUCUGAGAUGGAAGUGUGGGUUUUGUUAAAGUGAUACAUGGCUUCUUGGUACAGUCUUAACUACUUUUUUACUUUUAGCUUUCGUGGUGGAUAUGCUCAAACACCAUUAUUGAAAACUGAUCCUCAACAAGGUCUGAGGCAGAUUUUCUUGCUGGAAGUCUAGUGUGGUAUCUUGGGAUUGGAGUUGACCAUGAUCAAUUAUAACAAGUAGUCUGGUCGUCGAACUGAAAAAAUGGCUGUUCUGAUCUAAUUUUGUAGAAGUUAAUUUCUUCUUUGGCCAUGGUACUUGUUGGGGUUAUGUUGGCUAUUUAAAGGCCUUAUGAGAGCGUGUAUUGAAAUUAUUAUAGUGGCAUGGCAACUCUAGUGGGAGUGUGGUCCACAUUGGACUGUGAGGCAUUGCUAAUGCCAGGACUCACUUGAGCUUUGACUGGCUAUGUCUCAAUGUGAGGUCUAAAAACUAGUAGCCCUGGGCAUUGUGAGCACAACCAAUAAGGGUUUCGAUAUGGGGCUACCCCUUGAUGAGGUCAGAGUCAUGCCUAGGGCAGUUGGCCAGGGGAACUGGAUGUGACUCUUAUGUGUGAUGGUUGGCUUGAGAGGACAAGGGCCUAAAUCCUCAUCAUUACCACAUGACAUGUAUACUAGAUAGCUGUCUAGGAAGCGAUCCUUUUGGAUAAGGGUGUGUUUUGUGUACAUGUGCUGAAGAGAUGACUCCUGCAAUACUGGACUGGGUGUGUUGGAAGGACCCAUGGAGUGUCGUGCUACAAUGGGGCUUGGAUUUGUCCUCAGGGAGGGACGUGUAAUCCAUGGAGUAGGAUAGUGUCUCAUUCAUUUAAUUGGCUGACAUCGAUAGUCCAAUCAUGAACCCCUGCAAAGGGCUAUGGGCGAUGUGAAUUAUUGGUCUAGUUUGAAAAGAUGAAGUGAGGUACGGUCUAUAGAAAGGAUGGAGUCCUCAUUAUAUUUGUUGUAAUCCUAACUCUAUGGAUCCAAUUCCCAUCGUUUUGGAUAUGUUUGAAUGUUUUAAUUAUUUUUUAGAUAAUUAAAUUGCAUUUUUAGACUUCUCAGGGUAUUUUAUUUUAUU
Amborella trichopoda is the source of this 8313-nucleotide messenger RNA. The record is from RefSeq and is a predicted model, not a curated record. Lineage: Eukaryota; Viridiplantae; Streptophyta; Magnoliopsida; Amborellales; Amborellaceae.